AUGACUCCGGCAGAGGACGAAAGGUCCCCGCUUUCUACGCCAGAGGUGGAGCAACUGAGCCAGUCCCUUCCGCCGCCGGAGGUGGAGAAACGGAGCCAGUCACUUCCGUCGCCAUACCCGUCUCCACCAAAACAGCGGCAAGAGUUGUCUCCAAUUUCACUGCCGUCGCUGUCGCAGCAGGACAAGCCACUUCCGCCGCAGCCGCCUAUCCGACAGCCGUUUCCGUCUGUAUCUCCGGCUCCGACACAGCGCAACCAGGCGAGUUAUGCCGUAUGUUCCCAGUGCGGUAAGGUGUUCUCUUCCUACCAGGCCUUGGGGGGCCUCAAAGCCAGCCAUCAUAAGUUCCCCGCCGAAAACAAGCCUCACGCUUGCUCUUUUUGCUCCAAGUCGUUCGCGACGGGGCCAGCGCUAGGCGGGCACAUGAGGGCUCACUACGAGAGGAUUAGACGGCAAGCCGCAGCCGAGAACAGGCCGAUGGCUGGGCCAUCGUCCUCGCUGACUGAGUGCUCGACGGCGAUGGGCUUGUUAAUUGACCUCAACCAGGAGGCGAUGCCGGAAGCGGAAUUGGCUAAGGAAGAGGAAACAGUGAGCUCUCAUCCGGCGGCGGCGGCCACCUCUCCCCCUCCUCGCUUCUUUACUUUCUUUUAA
This is a messenger RNA of Zingiber officinale, 648 nucleotides long. RefSeq names its product zinc finger protein AZF2-like. The record is from RefSeq and is a predicted model, not a curated record. Gene Ontology annotation, molecular function: DNA-binding transcription factor activity. NCBI's taxonomy places the organism in Eukaryota, Viridiplantae, Streptophyta, Magnoliopsida, Zingiberales, Zingiberaceae. Bases 1 to 648 code for a protein of 215 amino acids. The transcript has a single exon.